This is a messenger RNA of Lipotes vexillifer (Yangtze River dolphin), 1266 nucleotides long. It is a transcript of the gene WDR86, whose product is annotated as WD repeat domain 86. NCBI's taxonomy places the organism in Eukaryota, Metazoa, Chordata, Mammalia, Artiodactyla, Lipotidae. The coding region runs from base 127 to 1266 and encodes 379 amino acids. The transcript has 6 exons. The record is from RefSeq and is a predicted model, not a curated record. Gene Ontology annotation, molecular function: protein binding.
GAGCCGGGGGCCGGGGGCCCCGCGAUGGCCGCGGAACGCAGCCACAGGGAGCCGCGGCGAGGAUACCCGGGCGCCCCUCCCACGCGGGGCGCAGCCUCCGCCUAAGUCCGCCGCCCAACCGGCGGGAUGGGGGGCGGAGGGUCUGCCCUGAGGGUCUGCGCGGACCACCGCGGGGGCAUCAACUGGCUCAGCCUGAGCCCCGACGGGCAGCGCCUGCUGACGGGCAGCGAGGACGGCACGGCCCGACUCUGGAGCACCGCGGACGGCCAGUGCUGCGCCCUCCUGCAAGGGCAUGAAAGCUACGUGACCUUCUGCCAGCUGGAGGACGAAGCCGCCUUCACGUGCAGUGCUGACUGCACCAUCAGGAAGUGGGAUGUGCUGACCGGGCAGUGUCUGCAGGUGUUCCGGGGACACACGUCCAUUGUGAACAGGAUCCUGGUCGCCAACAACCAGCUCUUCAGCAGCUCCUACGACCGGACAGCUCGAGCCUGGAGUGUGGACAAGGGGCAGGUGGCCCGGGAGUUCCGGGGCCACCGCAACUGUGUGCUGACUCUAGCCUACUCUGCCCCCCAGGACCUCCCUGGGGCUCCGUGCAUGGAGGAGGCCGUGGCCAGGGGGCUCCUGGUGACGGGCAGCACGGAUGGCACGGCCAAGGUCUGGCAGGUGGCCAGCGGCUGCUGCCACCAGACACUGCGGGGCCACACAGGUGCUGUGCUCUGCCUGGUGCUGGCCACGCCUGGUCACACGGCCUUCACUGGCAGCACAGAUGCCACCGUCCGAGCCUGGGACAUCCUGAGUGGGCAGCAGCUGCGUGUGUUCCAGGAGCACCAGGGCUCCGUCAUCUGUCUGGAGCUGGUGAACCGGCACGUGUACUCGGGCAGCACCGACAGGACGGUCAAGUGCUGGCUGGCAGACACGGGCGAGCGUGUGCGCACGUUCGCGGCCCACAGACACAGCGUGAGCGCCCUCAAGUACCACGCGGGCACCUUGUUCACGGGGAGCGGGGACGCCCGCGCGCGCGCCUUCGACGCCCAGUCUGGAGCGCUGCGGAGGGUGUUCCGCGGCCACGCCUUCAUCAUCAACUGCAUCCAGGUGCACGGCCAGGUGCUCUACACGGCCUCGCACGACGGCGCGCUGCGCCUCUGGGACGUGCGCGGCCUCCCGCGCGCCCCGCCGCCGCGUCCCGCCGCCCCCAAGCGCAGCCUCUCGCGCCUCUUCAGCAACAAAGUGGGCUGCGCCGCCGCCGCGCCCCUGCAGCCGGCCUGA